AUGAGUGAAGACGCGUGCAGGACAACCCACCCACAUCACAUGAUUCGACGAACCGUUCAACCCAACCAUGGUCUGACACGAAACCAACCACCCAGUUAACAUACCCAAACCCCUCCCCUCCUUCAAUCAUACCUUUUUCUUUGUUUUAGCCCAACCACCCCUCACCCCUCACCCCUCACCCCCCACCCCCCAUGGCUUCUGACCAGCACCACCCUGUCUACAACGACGAAGACCUCGAGGCCGACGACGACGAAGAAAGCCUCGACCGCCCGCCCACCGUUCUCGACGAAGAAGACGACGACGAGGAGGACGUCGAGGAUGAUUCCACUUCCUCCUCCAACCUCGCCGCUCCCGAUCCUCUCCGCCCCGCUCCUCCUGCCGCGGUCAUGCCUUCUUCCGCUGACGUCACCAUCGCCGUGGCCAGCGUGCGCGCCGAUCCGAUCCAGCUGAAUUCCAAGCGCCACCUCGACAACAUUACCGUAGCGGCGGCGACUACUGUGUCCGUCGUCGAGGACAAGAAGCCGUCUGCGGCGUUCGACGAUUCGCGGAAGCUGUUUCAGCGGCUGUGGACGGACGAGGACGAGAUCGAAUUGCUGCAAGGGUUCCUGGAGUACACGGCGCAGCGUGGGGCCACCAAUUCCUCCCACCACCACGAUACGACGGCGUUCUACGACCAGAUCAAGAACAAGCUGCAGCUGGAAUUCAACAAGAACCAGCUCGUCGAGAAGCUCCGGCGGUUGAAGAAGAAGUACCGUAACGUCGUGAGCAAGAUCGGCGGUGGGAAAGAGUACGUCUUCAAAAGCGCUCACGAUCAGGCUACCUUCGAGAUCUCUAGCAAGAUCUGGAGCAACUGCGGCUCCGCUAUCCGCGGUGGGCCUGUAGGGCCCACCGCCGUCGUCGACGACGCCGGAUAUGAAGAUGAAUAUGCAAACCCUAACCCUAACCAAAUUCCCAAUUUCAUUGACCAUAGCCCUAAUCCAAACUCCAAUUCUGUCGAUAUGAAAACACCUCGAUCAAGGAAACGAUCGAGGGCUGGUGCAGCAGUGAAAGUGGAAGAAAAGCAAGGAUUAAUUCAACACCACUAUCAGCCACCACCCCCCAGUGCUAAUGUAGCCACACCUAUACCCAACACCACCACCGCGGCUGCGGCCACGGCUCAGACUGCUGUCAUGGCUACCCCGAUACCGAGUUUGAUUGAGGAAACAGUGAAGAGUUGUCUGUCUCCUGUAUUCAAAGAGUUACUGAACAAUGUGACACAUUUGAAUGGUGGAUCGAAAGGGUUCGGGUUGGGAUUGGCACUGAGUCCAAUCCCAUUGGGUUUCGGUGGAGGGCCUUUGGGUGCAGAAAUAAUGGCGGAUGAGAAGUGGAGGAAGCAACAAAUACUAGAGUUGGAGGUUUAUUCCAAGAGAUUAGCUUUGGUACAGGAUCAAAUAAAGGCACAAUUGGAGGAGCUGAGAUCAAUGGGAAGCUGAUGAUGGAGAAAAAGGUGUAUUUUUAAUUAAUAAUUAUGUUAGGUCGAAAACUUUUCCAUUGUUGACAAUGGCUGAUAGAUUUAGAAGGGGCACUCUGAAAUGUGUUUAGAUAUUAAUAUGGUUGUUAAAUAAUGAGUUUAAUUUGCUAUUUGGUAACUUGUUUGAAAUAUUCACAACUUUGUGCAGAUAGUUGCUUGACAUGUAUAUGGGAAUGAAUUUACAGAUAAUGUAAAUGAGUUCCUAAUUAUGAUGCCAAUACAUUUUUCUCUCUUUUCUAUCAAGUAUCAUGUUUGAUUUUUUCA
Ipomoea nil (Japanese morning glory) is the source of this 1774-nucleotide messenger RNA. RefSeq names its product probable transcription factor At3g04930. Gene Ontology annotation, cellular component: nucleus. The transcript has a single exon. The record is from RefSeq and is a predicted model, not a curated record. Gene Ontology annotation, biological process: regulation of DNA-templated transcription. Lineage: Eukaryota; Viridiplantae; Streptophyta; Magnoliopsida; Solanales; Convolvulaceae. Bases 192 to 1472 code for a protein of 426 amino acids.